Saprolegnia diclina VS20 is the source of this 2774-nucleotide messenger RNA. RefSeq lists its product as hypothetical. The transcript has a single exon. Lineage: Eukaryota; Oomycota; Saprolegniomycetes; Saprolegniales; Saprolegniaceae. Gene Ontology annotation, molecular function: protein binding. Bases 1 to 2751 code for a protein of 916 amino acids. The record is from RefSeq and is a predicted model, not a curated record.
AUGCGCCGACUCGCGACGUGGCUCCUGGCGCCGACGACGAUGGCCGCGCCGCUGUUUCGGCUUGACGACGCGGAGCUCGCGGCGCUCGUCCAGCUCUACGACAAGUGCGCGACGCAGCCCUCGUCGGCGGUCAUUCAGACGUGGUGCACGGGCGAUGGCCGCUGCGGUGCCAACGUCACGACGCAUCCGUGCACCGGGCGGCUGCUCGAGGCCAGCAACUUAACGACGCUGGCCGCGCUUCCGCACCGCUUCCCGUGGUUUGGCAUCACGUGCGACCCAUUCACGGACCCUGUCUCGGUGGUCGGCGUCGCGCUGCCGUACCAAGCGCUGGUGUGCAACACGCUAGAUCUGGACUUUUCAGCGUUCGCGCGUCUAAAGCUCGUGAACUUGGAAGGCAACACGAUCUCGGGGACAGUCCCGACAUGGGUUCCCUUGCUGCCGGACCUGGAAGUCCUCAACCUCAACUUUAACAACCUCUCGGGGGAUGUGCCAGCCGCGAUUGCCGACGCGCCCAAGCUCCAGGAGCUCAGCCUCGCCGGCAACGCUCUACGUGGCCCACUCCCGCGUGGGCUUGAGAUCCCGCCGUUGGAGCUGCUCGACGUCGGCAACAACAAGCUACAUGGACCGCUGCCACCAGCAUUGCUACACAGCACGACGCUCCGGUACUUGGAUCUGAGCGGCAACGCCUUGGACGGACCGAUCCCGACAGCGCGCCUGCCCCGCUUGGAGCAUUUUGAUGUUGCCUUCAACCAACUCAGCGGACCGCUGCCACCCGAUCUCAGCGACUGGGGCCGCCACGACAGCAACUCGAUCUCGGCGCUGACGUACUUUGACGUGAGCAACAACCGUCUCACAACGCGCUUGCCCUCCGAUUUGGGCGACUUGGACCUUCUCGAGCACUUUUCGAUCGCCAACAACUCGCACGUUUACGGUCGACUCCCGCGCCUGCCACCGCUGCUCACCGCGGACGCUGUCAUGCUCGGCGCCAACCUUAGUUGCCCGCUGCCCGACCUACCGGGCCACGACUGGGGUGACAUGGCAUGCGUCUGCGGUGACGGCAGUGCCGUCAUGGCCGAUGGCACUUGCGCGCUCUGUCCAUCGGGCACGUACUCGAAUGGGCUCGUCCACCAAGCGUGUACUGUCUGUGACGUCGGAUCGUUUUCGCCGCCCGGUGCUGACGCUUGCUCGCCCUGUACCUCUGGGACGUUUGCCAAUGCAACGGGUGCCGCAGCGUGUACACCGUGCGCACUCGGUUCAGUGUCUGUCACUGGCGCACCGGCGUGUCGCCCGUGCGCACCUGGCACGACAUCGACGCUGACGGCCGACGCCUGUGUCCCGUGUCCGCCAGGGACCUUUUCCUCGGACGGCGGCACGUGUGUGCCGUGCCCCGCCGGCGCUGCCGCUCCAUCGCCCGGGACGACGCAGUGCACUCUGUGUCCGUCGUCGACGUUUGCGCCUGUCGGUUCCGUGUCGUGCUUACCAUGCGCCACCGGUUUUGUCGCCGACGGCGUUGGCAAUGCAGAGUGCCUUGCUCAGCCUCCCAGCGGCUGGGGCUGGGUCAACCGCAGCACGACCGCACCGUGCACCGCUGGCACCUUCAACAACGGCUCGUUCGCGACAUGUCAAGCCUGCGCAUCGGGCACCGCUAUAGCCGUCGAUCAAGCAAGAACCUGCGAGCUCUGCGGUCUUGGUACAUACGCACCUCGUCGCGGCAGCACCACUUGCCUUCUCGCCCCCGUGGGCACUAGCAUGGCGUCCACUGGCGCCCGACGCCCGGAUCUUUGUGUCCCAGGUACCUUUGCCGACCGCAGCGGCCAAGCUUCCUGCGCGAUCUGCCCCACCAACACGACAUCGACAUUACCGGGUGCGGUGCAGUGCACCAUACCAUCGGUGGGCCACGUCCUUCAGAACACGUCGUGGCCGCAGCUGCUGCUUACGCUGCCCGUGAACGCGUCCUUUCUCGAUGCAAACGCACAGAAGCUUGCGUCGUUCGUCGCCAUUGCGUGGACGUUCUUGGAGCUCCAGUGCACGCCAAUCAUCCUGUCGGUGCUCGAAAACGAAUUCGCACCCCGGGGCACACAGUACGCUGGCAACCACAGCGUCAGCGUGCGCGUCGUGCUCACAUCGUGCGUGCCGCUCUUGACACUGGACGAUGUGCUCGACACGAUUGCGCUGCCUGUCGCGUCGGGGCAAGUGGCGUGGAUCCUACGACUGCUGUGGCAACCGCACGGCUGGCCCAACGUCCUCCCGUCCAUCGACCUCUUGCGCUUUUUUGACUCGAUGCAGCCCGCGCCGUGCCUGGCUGGCACGUUCUGGGCCCGUGGCGACUGCCAUCGGUGCCCCGCCGGGUCGUUCUCGGCGACACAAGGUGCGCUGAGUUGCACCCCGUGCAGUAUCAACACGGUGACGUCGUCGCCGGGGUCCACGGCCUGCGCUGCUUGCUCCAAGCACACGUACGCGGCAGCGCCAGGGUCCGUAUUGUGCGACGACUGCCCGCUCUUUGCACUGACGUUGGACCCGCAGUGCCGGGCGUCGCUCGACGCACUUAUCUUUUACCCGUGCGUAGGUCUCUGGCUGCUCUACGCAGCGUACGGCAGCUGCCGUCGGCACGUCCUUGGCUUGUCGCCGGCGUCCGAGAUGCUCCUGGAGGCCUACCGCACCAAGAACAAGCAGACGGUCAACACGGUUCAGUACCCACUUCCGCGCAUCAUCUCGCGUCAGAGUUUGCAGAACCACAAUGCGAAGCAAUGAGUAAUCCACUAAACACUUAUGGC